GAACUUUCCCCGCUUGUUCUUCAACUCUUCCUUCAAGCGUGCAGUGCAGGGCUUGCAUGUCUACUUAGCAGGCCAGCCUGCUGCCAUUUUUUCACCAUGGCCCGCCUGUUGCGAAUUCCUUUCCGCCUUCCCCGGGUCUCUGCAUCCUCGGCAUCGACUCUUUGCCGUCGCGUCUACUCAUCUACGGGCGCUGUUCCUCCUGCCGGCGCCGUUCCUCCUGCUGGCGCUGGUGCGCCUUCUGCUGGUGCUCCUCUUGCUGGUGCUGCGCCCCCCCCAAGCAAGUCAACGGCCCCUGUGGAUACCGAUCCUGAAUCACUAGCGAAUCCAAACAAAAGACCAGCGACGGACACGGAAUCGACGGAAGUGCUUGGACCAGAGGAACCCAUCACUCUUACCGAGAGACUGCUACAGACUCCAGGAAUCGAUCUCGAGGAGAUCGGCGAGGUAGAGUAUAGGGAUGACAAAUACACAGUGCUCAGGACAAAGAAAGGUCUUGUGAUUGAUGAGGUUGGCAGAAGGCCUAUUGAAAUCGAAGAUAUCGUCCUUCGCGACGCGUGCAAAUGCCCUGUCUGCGUGGACCCGCACUCGAAACAACGCAAUUUCCGCACCAGCGAUAUCCCCACUACCAUCAAAGCCUCCGAACCCAAGGUCGUAAGAGGAAAAUUGCGCGUGUUGUGGCAAAAUGACUUUAUGGAAGAGUCUGGUCACUAUUCCACAUACGAUCUAUAUAAUCUUCAGUUCCCCAUCGUGAACCCUGCAGAAGCUGACGCAGCGAGGAAGUUUCGCUGGCGAGCAUUCUGGGAUAAACGUCGUAUGGAACACUGGCAACAUUGGAUCACGUUUGAAGACUUCAUGAACAACGACAUCGCAUUUGCAUGGUCCAUGCGCACCCUCGCCGAACUGGGUCUUAUCUUCGUUAAAGACAUUCCAGACUCACGCGAGAUGGUCGAGAAGAUCGCGACUCGCAUGGGGCCACUCCGUAAUACGUUCUACGGACCCACAUGGGAUGUGCGGAGUAUCCCACAGGCCAAGAAUGUCGCUUACACUAACCAGUUCCUUGGCUUCCAUAUGGACCUGAUGUACAUGAAUGAACCGCCUGGUUUUCAGCUCCUGCAUUGUUUGCAGAACUCCUGCGAGGGAGGGGAAUCCCUCUUCGUGGACACAUUUCGUGUUGCAUACGACAUGAAAAAGGAGCACUUCCCAUACUAUGAUAUUCUGAGCAAAGUCAAAGUGCACUACGAAUACAAUCAUGAGGAUCAUUUUUACACUAACAAGUGGCCUGUCUUUGAGCUGAAACGUUCCAAAAGGAAGACUCGAGAUGGUGAGGUUGUAAAACAUGCUCUCACCCACGUCAACUACUCGCCUCCCUUCCAGGCCCCAUUCCAGGUGAAGAGCUUUGGUACUCACAAGUUGCCUAAAUUCACGAAUGCACUCAAGAAGUUUUCGGAUGGUCUUGAGGAUGAGGGAAAUAUGUUCGAGCUGAAGAUGAAGCCCGGAGAAUGUGUCAUUUUCGAAAAUCGUCGGGUGGCGCAUGCUCGCCGCGCGUUCGGAACCGAUACUGGCCAGCGCUGGCUGGCUGGUACGUAUGUUGACGAAGAUGCCAUGCUGUCGUUGUUCAAGACAUCUGCCAACAAGUACCCCAACCUGUGGACAUACAAGCGCAAGGGAUUGAACUCGAAACACGUCAAGUUACUCAAAGGAAUCCCCACCGAGGUAUAAAAGAGAUUCCCCCCUCACUGAAAUGAUAUCCUUUUUGUACGUACUGCAUACAGCCAUGGUUAGUCCAGUCGUCCGGUCAAGUCAUAUUAUCUUAGCCCAAUAGAGCCCGCUAAGGUAAUGCUAGCUCCGUAGACGCUUCUCCGUUGAAGCUAGAAUAUGAAGCUAGAAAGCCUGCCAAUCCGUAAUCCUCGUAGGCGGUCGUUUCGACUUCCUAGAACCAUUCCACCGCCCCGUUCGCUUGGCAUAUUUGAUAGGUUUGUGUUUGCCGCGGUCCGUCGGCAACACAUGACAGUCACCUGACAGAAAAUUGUGAGCACCCGUGAAGUUUUAUGCUAGUAUUCCAG
Messenger RNA from Aspergillus sclerotioniger CBS 115572, 2063 nucleotides. Its product is annotated as putative Gamma-butyrobetaine hydroxylase subfamily. Gene Ontology annotation, cellular component: mitochondrion. NCBI's taxonomy places the organism in Eukaryota, Fungi, Ascomycota, Eurotiomycetes, Eurotiales, Aspergillaceae. The record is from RefSeq and is a predicted model, not a curated record. Bases 97 to 1719 code for a protein of 540 amino acids. The transcript has a single exon. Gene Ontology annotation, biological process: carnitine biosynthetic process. Gene Ontology annotation, molecular function: oxidoreductase activity.